AUGACUGAUUUUCCUUUGAGUUCAAUCCGCCGCAGCCCUGAUGAUUCUCAGCGACUCAUGAAGUGGGCUAUAGAGCUAAGCCAAUACGACCUCCUCUACUGGCCGAAGAUUGCAAUAAAAGCUCAAGCCUUAGUAGACUUUGUUGCAGAAUUCACACCAUCAGCCGAAGAAGGGAAGCUGGUCAGCAAAAAGAAGGAAAGUUCGAGAGCAGACAAGACCUCCACUGAACCUGACCAACCCAGAGACAUGUGGCAGUUGCGUGUAGACAGAGCGUCGAACCAGAAAGGAGCUGGAGCAGGCAUCGUCAUCAUCACCCUGCAUGGAACCCUGCUAGAGCAAGCUAUCACGCUUGGCUUCCUGGCUUCAAACAACGAGGCAGAGUACGAGGCAUUGCUUGCUGGCUUGCACUUGGCAAAUGAGCUAUCAAUCAAAAAGUUGGCCAUCUACCCAGAUUCCCAGCUGAUCACAAGUCAAGCCUUAGGAGAGUACAUGGCGAAGCACCCGAGGAUGAUCCUGUACCUUGACAAAGUCCAAGAGUUGUUGAAGGCGUUUCCCACCUUCACCAUCCAGCAAGUGCCCCGAGCAGAGAACGCUCAUGCAGAUGCACUGGCAAGCUUAGGAUCGACGCUGGAUGCCCAGUUCAGACGCUCCAUCCCUGUUGAGAACCUCGACCAGCCUAGCAUAGAAGAGGCAGAGCAGUUGGACCUGAUGCAGAUCGAUGAGGAUCCUAGCUGUCAUCGACAACAGUACACAGUUCGUGGGCAGGCAGACCACCGCAUUCCUUGCGAAGUAUGGCAUCAAACAGCACCUGUCAACUCCCAGAUACCCGCAAGGCAAUGGCUAAGCAGAGGCAUCCAACAAGAUCGUGCUGGAUUGCCUAAAGGAAAGACUGGAAUGCGCAAAAGGAAAAUGGGUCGACGGGCUGCCAGGAGUCCUAUGGGAUUAUCGCACAAUCAAAAGGAGAUCAAUCGGAGAGACACCAUUUUCUCUGGCCUAUGGGAACAGAAGCAAUCAUUCCCCCACACAUCACAGUCCCUUCCAUGA
This is a messenger RNA of Prunus armeniaca (apricot), 1044 nucleotides long. Lineage: Eukaryota; Viridiplantae; Streptophyta; Magnoliopsida; Rosales; Rosaceae. The record is from the annotation of a GenBank genome assembly.